AUGAAAUCGUGCACUUUGUUCUUGCUCUUAGCAGUUACUAUCUGGGCUCGCACCUUUAAGAUCGUUGGCGACCACUUCGAGAUGGAUGGGAAGCCUUUCAGCUAUGUGUCUGGAUCCUUCCAUUACUUCCGCCAGGAGCCCGGCCCAGACUAUAUUAACUGGGAGAACACCAUCAAGAAGAUGGCUAACGGAGGAUUAAAUGCUGUCCAGACCUAUGUUGCCUGGAAUAUCCACGAGCCUCGCAAGGGAGAGUUCAACUUUGACGGAAUUGCCAACUUGGACCGCUUCCUCUCGAUCGCCGAGAAGUACAACAUGUACGUGAUCCUCCGUCCGGGUCCUUACAUUUGUGCCGAGUGGGAUUUCGGUGGCCUUCCUUACUGGCUCAUCCGUGAAGAGGGCAUCAAGAUACGCACCUCGGAUCCUGUCUACCAGAAGCACGUGGAGGACUAUUUCCGUGUGCUGCUCAAUAUUGCACGUCCUCACCUCUACAAGAAUGGCGGUUCGAUCAUUUCCGUUCAGAUUGAGAACGAAUAUGGAUUCUACCCCGCUUGCGACAAGGACCAUCUGCGUUGGCUGCUGAACCUGAACAAGGAGAUUCUGGGAGACGAUGUGGUCUACUUCACCGUGGAUACUCCGAGUGACGAUGCCCUCAGUUGCGGUACCCUCCCCGAAGAGAUUUAUGUGACUGUGGACUUUGGUGUACGCGAUCCUUCGGGAGCUUGGGACAUGCAGAUGAAGUACGCCAAGCAGGGCCCCAAGGUGAACACUGAAUUCUAUCCUGGUUGGCUGGAUCACUGGCGCGAGAAGCACCACACUGUGGACGCCAAGAGUAUCGCCGAUUGCCUGGACCAGAUGAUGGCGGUGAACGCCUCUGUGAACUUCUACAUGUACUUCGGCGGAACCAACCAUCACUUCUUCGCGGGAGCCAACGGCGACUCCAACUACUACCAGUCGGACCCGACUUCCUACGACUACGACGCUCCUCUUUCGGAGGCUGCGGACAUGACCGAGAAGUGGGCGAUUAUUCGCGACACCAUCGCGAAGUACCGUAAGAUCGCGGAAUGGCCGGUGGAGAACGACCCCGUGCGCUCGUACGGCACGGUGCGCUUCACGGAGUUCGCUGACAUGUUUGACGUGAUGCCCGCUGUGGCUGGCCGCUGCGUGGAGGCGGACUAUCCUCUGACGUUCGAGCAACUCGACACGGAUUAUGGUUUUGUGCACUACAUGAUCCAGACGAACGGCGGAACGCUGCGACUGGAGAACAAGAUCCACGACCGCUGCUACAUCGCUGUGGACGGCAAGUACGUGGAUUGGCUGCAGCGCGACACGGAGCACGACGUGCAGAUUCCCGCUGGAAUGCUGAACAUCAUGGUGGAGAACGAGGGCCGCAUCAACUUCGGCGGUGGUAUGGUGGAGAGCAAGGGAAUCAUCGGCAACGUUCUGCUGGACGGCGAGCCGCUGAAGGGCUUCAAGAUGUGCGUGAUGCCGCUGAAGAACAUCAGCCCGAUCUGGUACACGGACAAGGAGCGCGCGGAGCCGAUGACGUUCUUCCGCGCCACGUUCAACGUGGAUAAGGUGGCCAACACCUAUCUGAACCCGACGGGUCUGAAGAAGGGAGUGGCGUUCGUGAACGGAUACAACCUGGGACGCUACUGGACCGUGGGACCGCAGCUGACGCUGUUCGUCCCCGCUGCGGUGCUGAAGGAGGGCGAGAACGAGCUGGUGAUGUUCGAGGAGGAAGGAAGCGACGGAUCGCUGACGGUGUCGUUCGAUGACAAGCCUCAGAUUGAUACGUAUUAAGAUUAAGAUUGAGAUUAAGAGAAUUCUCUCUCUAUUUAUAUAUUUUUGACUCCAUUGUGUA
Messenger RNA from Blastocystis hominis, 1861 nucleotides. RefSeq lists its product as hypothetical. The transcript has a single exon. Gene Ontology annotation, biological process: carbohydrate metabolic process. The record is from RefSeq and is a predicted model, not a curated record. Bases 1 to 1800 code for a protein of 599 amino acids. Gene Ontology annotation, molecular function: beta-galactosidase activity. Gene Ontology annotation, cellular component: vacuole. NCBI's taxonomy places the organism in Eukaryota, Bigyra, Opalinata, Blastocystidae.